AUGGAGAUUGUCGACGACGAACGUGCGGAGGAGCUCGAAACGCUUCAAUCAAUCUAUCCAGAACUAGUUCGGGACGCAAACAAUCCAUACGUUGCUACAAUAGAGAUACUGGUGCAGCCUAUAAAGCCAUUACCUAUCACGUUCGUACCGGAGCAGGAUGUACAACGGCUCGCCUAUCUGCCAGCGCUGCACCUCGACUUCUUGCUUCCUUCGGACUAUCCAGCGCAUGCCCCACCCACUGUCACACCUACGACCUCGCCAUCAUGGCUACCCGAACAGAUUCGGCAACGGAUCACAGUUGAGGUGAACUCUAUAUGGGAGGAAUACGGCGGCGGUGCGAUAUUGUUCGCCUAUAUAGAAUCGCUCAAAGAGCAGGCGGCCACAACAUUUGGCUUGCAAGAGCUCACGUUGCCUGGAUCCAUGCGAAUAGAGCUUGUGGACUACAGCAAUCGACUGAAAAAAGAGCUUUUCGAUAAGGAGACAUUCGACUGUGGAGUCUGCUUAGAGCCAAAGAAAGGAUCAGCCUGCUACCGUAUGCAACGUUGUGCUCAUGUCUUCUGUGUCGGUUGUCUCCAGGACUACUACAACAGCUGCAUUUCAGAAGGGCAUGUCAACAACGUCAAGUGCAUGUCCACAGAGUGCGGCAAAAAGGGAACUGCAGGCCAAAAGAAAGACCGACUACUGUCACCAAAGGAGUUGUUGGCAAUUCCAAUACCGCGAGACCAAGUCGAACGAUAUGUAAAUUUGAAACGAAAGAAGAAGAUUGAGUCAGAUCCCACGAUGAUUUUCUGCCCCCGGUCAUGGUGCCAAGGUGCCAUGCGAAGCAAAAAGUAUCCAAAGAUUAUCGACGUUACCAACAUGGACCAGUCGGAUUCCGAGGCAGAAGACGCUGCCCAUGCACAACAGGACGACAAUACGGCUCAAUCAGGACCGGAAAAACGUUUCAAGGGUACGGAAGAGAUGGAUAGGUUAGUAGUAUGCGAGGACUGUCAAUUCGCAUUCUGCGCCGUCUGCUUGGCCUCGUGGCACGGUGACUUCGUCCGCUGCGAACCACGCGACGCAACCCAACUCACUGAAGAAGAGCAAGCAUCGAUCAACUUCAUCAACAAAAACACAACACCGUGUCCCUACUGCUCGAUACCAUGUCAGAAAAGCUCGGGGUGUAAUCACAUGACUUGCGCCCAGUGUAAGACGCACUUCUGCUACUUGUGCAGCGCCUGGCUCAAUCCUGAUCAUCCAUAUGGACAUUUCAACAAUGUGAAGAUUCCUUCAUGCUUUGAGCGGCUUUUCGAUGGCGUCGAGGGCGACGAACUCAACGGGGAGCUUCAGUUUGCGGGGCCACGAGGUGCAGAACAGCUGGCGGAGUUUUGGGCAGAGGAGGCGUUACGUAUUCAGAUGGAGAUGAAUGAGCGAGAUACCCAGUAG
Molecule: messenger RNA, 1425 nt
Organism: Plenodomus lingam JN3
Lineage: Eukaryota; Fungi; Ascomycota; Dothideomycetes; Pleosporales; Leptosphaeriaceae
Biological process (GO): ubiquitin-dependent protein catabolic process; protein polyubiquitination; positive regulation of proteasomal ubiquitin-dependent protein catabolic process
Cellular component (GO): ubiquitin ligase complex; cytoplasm
Molecular function (GO): ubiquitin protein ligase activity; ubiquitin conjugating enzyme binding; zinc ion binding
Source: RefSeq, a predicted model, not a curated record